UUCGAUUGGAGAGGCCUUCAACAAUGCGGGAGGCUAUGGAGAUUGCACGAAGGAGGGACGAUCACUUGGUGGCGACUCGAAAAGCCAGACGUGGGGAAGCAAAUCCCACCGAACCUUCCCGCACAAUGUCGAGCGCGCCUGUUGACAACCGAGGUGUGAACGGGGAAAAUUCUGGUAAUUACCGACCUUCUCCACCUGAAGUUAAAAAAGCGCCAGUUGAGGAUUUUGGAGGAGAUAAUGUUGAUUAUUGGCCUUUUUUCAGAACAGGUGAGAUAUUUGAUAGUCUUAAAAAAGCUAUUAACUAUGCAGUCGGUAUGACAACUAUCUGUGGUUUUGAACUAAUUAUUUCAAAGCACUCAAAGGGAGGAACAUUGAGGAUUCUGAAGUGUAACCGAGGGGAACGUGAUCGAGGUAAUAAAAUAUCCAAUCUUGUUAAUGUUGUCCGCAGAAAGUCGAAAACAAAAUUUACCGGAUGCCUGUUUGAGAUGAAAUUGAAAAAAGUGGCCGGUACGAAUGAUUCCUGGAGUGUAUGUUUUCCUCUGGAUGACCGAAAGGGAUACCAUAAUCAUCCGAUGGUUUUGUAUCCCGAGGUUCAUCGACAGUUCAGCGGAUUGAGUGAAAAGGCGAGACAGAUCGUCCGUGACAUGACAACUGCCCAGGCAAGACCGGCGAUAAUAUUGGCAGCGAUACACGAGAAAUACCCGACUGACAACGCGGUUCGUCAACAGGUUUACAACUAUAGGUCUAGAAUGCGAUCAGAGAGUUUCGAGGGUAGAGAUGUGACUUCCCAACUUAUGCAUCUGGCUAGCUGGGCUAAUUACAUAGUUUUCGCCGAUUCUGAUAAGGACAAACACACCUUGACACGUGUGUUCAUGUCGCAUCCCCAGUCAGCCCUUCUCUUUCAGACAUAUUAUUGGUACGUCGGCAUAGAUUCGACGUACAAAACCAACAG
Molecule: messenger RNA, 952 nt
Organism: Striga hermonthica
Lineage: Eukaryota; Viridiplantae; Streptophyta; Magnoliopsida; Lamiales; Orobanchaceae
Source: the annotation of a GenBank genome assembly